CUGCCUUGGUGUCCUGUUAUUGUAUACCAAUUAAAGAAUGCAUUCAUUACGCAGACAACUCACACAUGAAUCACAAGAAAUAAUUAUUAUCGCUAUAUACACAUAUUGAUCUACGCGCUGACAUCAAAUCGUAUUUUUUUAAAGAAAAAUUGACGUUCUCGUAGUUGAAGUGAGUCAUACAUAUGCGGCGCGCGUACUGGUGAUAAUUUUAUAUGUUUAUCUUGUAUUUCCGCCCUUGCUCAGUCUGAAUAUAUAUACAUUCAUUUCCAUCCGUUGAAAUGUUCACGUUAAUUUUUAUAUUUUUCUGCGCUUAUUCGGUGAAUACGGUGUUUUCGACUGGUUGCGAAUCAAAGGGUAAUUGCGAAGAAUGCAUACAAGAGGUGGAUUGUGCCUGGUGUAUGGAACCUUUAUAUCCGUUAAACCCAGAUGGAAGUAAACCCCAGACUCACUGCCGUUUGAAAAAUGACACGACAAAGUGGUGCAGAGAUGCGUCGAAAGUUUCACCAAAAUCAGGAAUGAGAAUAUUACAAGACUUACCGUUCUCCAACGACACGGAUAAUCCUCUACAAGUGAAACCUCAAAGGAUUAAGCUGGCUUUGAGGAAGGGUGAAAAGUACGAGUUGAAAUUUCAAUACAAAAGUACUGAAAAUUACCCUGUGGAUUUGUAUUACAUCAUGGAUCUGUCUCAUUCCAUGAAGGAAUACAAGGAUGACUUGGCCAGACUGGGAAGUAAACUGGCGGAAACUAUGCGCAACAUUACUACUAACUUCAAGCUGGGAUUCGGAAGCUUUAUCGAUAAAGUGGAGUUACCUUUCGUCAGCACAAAUGAGAAAAAAUUGAAAAAUCCAUGCCCGGGGUGUGCGAGUCCAUACAGUUUCAAAAAUCAUCUUUCUCUGACAAGCAAUUAUGAGGAAUUUGUUGGUAACGUAAAAGCCGCAAAAGUAUCCGGAAAUCUUGAUUCUCCAGAAGGCGGUUUUGAUGCCAUAAUGCAAGCGAUAGUUUGCAAAGAAACAAUAAGAUGGCGCAAGCAAGCGCGACACUUGCUUGUAUUUUCAACAGAUGCCGAAUUUCACAUCGCAGGUGACGGAAAACUGGCAGGUGUUAUCGAACCCAAUAUCGCAAAAUGUUACACAGACGACAGCGAAUACCUAAAAUAUGAUUAUCCGUCCGUAUCUCAACUGAAUUACGUCGCAGAAGAAAAUAACAUCAAUAUUAUUUUCGCAAUUGUCAAGAAACCGUAUGCAUCAUUGAAGGAGUCGUAUGCUACAUUAUCAAAACAUAUUAAAAAUUCCAAUUUUGGGGAGUUGAAUAGUCGUGAUGCGAAUAGUGUAAUCAAUUUGAUUCUGGAUAAUUAUAAGAAAAUCGUCCAAAGCGUAAAGUUCACCUCAAAUUCAACGAGUGAGAUAGACAUAAAGUUUUCCUCCACCUGCAAAAGUCCAAUACCCGGUCGGUGCAAUAACGUCCACAUUGGAGAAGUCCUUGAUAUCACAGCCACUAUUCAAGCUAGGGAAUGUCUACCAGACGGGCAAAAAUCAACGUUCGUUUACCUGAAGCCUGAGGCAUUACACCAAGGCCUGAUGGUAGAAAUUGAAGUAUUAUGCGACUGCCCCUGUUCAUCGAAGACUCAUCCAUCGUAUGUUCCGAAUGCCAAAGAAUGUAGUAGACAGGGUGAUCUCAAGUGCGGAGUUUGCACAUGUUCUGAGGGAAGAUUUGGAAGGAACUGUCAAUGCGAUAGCUCUAUAAGCACGUCGGAGGAUAUCAAGAAUUGUAUAAUGGAAGGAUCGAACGAAAUAUGUUCGGGUUUCGGAAAAUGCCAGUGUGGAAAAUGUGAAUGUGAUUCCAGUUCUAGCAGAGAUGAAAAAAUAUAUGGUCAAUAUUGUCAAUGUAAUAACUACUCAUGCAAAAAAGAAAACGGACUACUUUGUUCUGGAAGAGGUAAAUGUAACUGUGGAGUAUGUGAAUGCCAAGCAGGUUACAGUGGAGACGCAUGCCAAUGUGAAGAAAGUACCACAAAUUGUAUUGCUCCUGGUAGCGACUCUAUUUGCUCCAAUCACGGGAGUUGUGUUUGCGGGCAGUGCGAAUGUAAAAUGGACGAGAACAGAUACUCAGGGAAAUACUGUGAAGAUUGCAUCUCGUGUCCAGCUCAAAGGUGUGAAGAGUUGCGACACUGUGUAGAAUAUAAAGCUUACAACGAAGGAGUUUACAAAACAGAAACGCCUCCAAAUAACUGCACAAACUUCAAUCCAGAAGUUUCGAAAAAGUUAGACGACAUUCCUGACAAAGAUGUCAAAAAAUGUAGGAUACUAGACGGCAAUAGAUGUAUAAUGAACUUUGAUUACUAUUAUGAAGAAAGAACGCUCAUCGUUAGGGCGUUGGACCACAAGGUUUGCCCAGUGCCCCCAAAUGUAUUAGCUUGGAUUGCCGGCGUAGUGACUUCAAUCCUACUGGCAGGCAUAGUGAUGUUGAUAGUUUGGAAAGUAUUCACCACAAUCCACGAUCGUAGGGAGUACGCCAAAUUUGAAAAUGAGAAGAAAGCUCUGAAAUGGCACAACAGCGAGAAUCCGUUGUACAGGGGUGCCACUACUACGUUUGCUAAUCCUUCUUAUAAUCGACCUACCAGUUUCUCACCUGAUCCCGUUAUAAGUACUUCCUCAGAACCUGAUAUACACGUUUUAGAUGAAGACAAAUGACGCUAAAGCAGAAUUUUGAGAGCUGAUGUGAUAUUAAUGUGUAUUAUUUAUUAUUAAGUAGAAUAUUAUAUAAGCUCGUUUUAAUAAAAAAACUUAACUUAUCAGAAGCAGCAAGCUAUAGGC
Acanthoscelides obtectus is the source of this 2813-nucleotide messenger RNA. The record is from the annotation of a GenBank genome assembly. Lineage: Eukaryota; Metazoa; Arthropoda; Insecta; Coleoptera; Chrysomelidae.